UCACGUGGUCUCAUGUCAAAGAGAAAAAAAGUCGAUGCAUGGUUGAGAAAAUGAUAUGGCAAAUCUCUUCGACAGACUGAAAGAAACAUUCACGCUGCAGGCUUCUGACAAUUCCAAGAAUGCAUCUCCCGAUAUAAAGAAGGAACUCACACCAGAAACCGAUGUCACGCGAGAAAACGUGGAAACUCCUCAGGCCAGACAGGGCCUGGUUUCCGCGUACGCCGUCAACAAACAAGAUGGCGGGAAGACUUCAGAGGUGAAAAUAUGCUCAUCAGCACGUAGCGACGAUGCUUCAAAAAUGAAGACUGAUUCCCAAUUUAUCAUUCCUAAAAGGAAAAGAGAUGAAAGUGAUAUUUUGGUAGAUUUAAUGAUCAAUUCCCGGGAAUUCCAGUAUGAAAUAUUACCAGCUAUUGUGAAGAGUUACAGAAACUCACAAUCAGCAGAAAAAUUUAAAUACACCAAAGUACAAAGUGUGCACAACAGAGAUCUACUCAAGCUGUACUUGGAAAAACGCAAAGAGCUGAGGAACAGUGGAUAUUCGGACAAAGAGUCGGGAGACUGUGUAGCCUUCUUAUGUGUGGAAGACGAGGAGCUCAUGUUCAAAAUCUGUCGAGACGGGGUCCCUAUUGGGAACUAUCCACGGUCUUGUCUUGGACAUCCAAUGAUGGGGGUUCAGCUGUGUAAGCAUGCAGACAUAAUCAAACCUGUACCCCUACAACCAAACGAUACAGGAUAUCUUAUUCUGUUCAAAAUUAUCAAGGGCCGAAUAAAGUCAGUAGCUGAAUCCAUUAGUGAGAACCCCUUAGAGCCCACACCACAUUUUGAUUGUCAUGUAAGCAGUAAUGUGCCUGACACUUCAGCAUCCUACCAGAGCUUGUUUGAAUCCAGUCAGGUGUACAUGUAUGAGUAUGGGGAGGAGGAGGUCGUACAGUACCCCAGAAAUGUCUGUCCUGUGGCUGUAGUCAGUUUUGUGUAUGAAAAAGAUUCCAGGGACCCCAGAACAAACAGUCCCAGAGUACAUCAGUCACUGUCUCGGGGAGGGUCGCUUGCAGGGGGAUCAGUGAGAGAUGGGGAGCAGGAGUUUGUGGUCUGGUCUGGUAGUCUGACCAUUAAGGGACUCUAUGCUUGUAGUGUAGAAAUGACAUCAUCGGCAGCCUUUGUAAAACCAGCUGUGCUAGGGAGCCAAAUUAACAUCAGUUCCAAACUAAGUGUAAAGCAGGUUCAACAGAAGUACCUGAGAAAUGUGAGUGGUAUUAGGAGAAGCAGCGAGGGCUAUUGGAAUGGUUACUAUGUCAAUGCUUGUGAGCUCCGCCCACUGGCUCCUGAGGGACGAUCACAUUUUCAGAGAGUCAUGAACUACCUUGGAAAGCAUAAUGCUAUUGCUGUACAGAAGCUGGAGAAAGAUGUGACUUUGUUGAUGCUGACACAAAGUGAACUUACAUACCAACUAGGAUUGAGCCGUCCACAUCAGUAUCCUGUUUUGUUGUAUUGCUUGUUUUUGUCCCGAACAUCUGCAAGAAAAAGGCUGUCUAACCCUGCUGGCAUUUCCAAGGAAGCUGACAAGACUAACACCAGUCCUGCUAAGCCACCACAACCACCCAUGCCUUCAUCAUUACCACCAGCAAGUCCUCGAUCAGAGGACCCAUUGAGGACACACCAGUCCUCUUCAUCUCCAUUCCUCCCUCCCUCUAGUCCUCAGCAUUCCAUUCCACCCUCCCCAAUGCUAGACUAUCAGAGAUCUCCUUCUUCUAAUAUUGUGUCUUGGCCUCAGAACCUUCCAUUUGGUAGUCCCAGAAAUCCGCUAGUCCCACAUUCCACACCUCCUCCAUCUCCUGCCAAUUAUCCUGGUGCACCUGUACCCCAUACCCCUCCCUAUAGGAUGCCACCAUCUCCCCAAACAACCCAUCCAUUAGCUCCAAAUUCACCAUUUCACAGUCCAUAUCGUGGUCCUGAGUUCUGUGGAAGUUCACCACAAAGAAGGAUAAGUAGAGAAGGUCAGCAAGGCUACUCUUGUCCCUUAGAAUCAAAAUCAGCAAUGUCUUUCAAUCCUCCCAACACAUUCCAAGGUGGACCAAACUUUGAUGCACAGUAUCCACCGAGACCAAACUUUUUAUCUCAGUCUCCUUAUAAACCUCCCCAUCAUCCAGGUGAUAUAGGGUUCCAGGGCCCAAUGCCCCACUUUAGAAACAAUGCCGGUUUUGGAGGUCCUAGGUUUCCAGAUCCAAAUUGGAAUUCCACUCAAGGCAAUGCUUUUCAGGGAAGAUUUGAUCCUAACAGAAGUCCCAGAAUACCAGGACCAACAUUUGAAAACAGUGGGACAUCUAAUCCAUUGUUGAAUACACCGCCUCAUCUCAAGUUGCAUAAUAUGUCAAAUGAUGUUUUUAAUUCUCCAAAUAAGCCCGCUUGGUCACAGAGUGGUCCAUAUGGAGCCCCACCCUUAGACAGAGGUAAUGUUCAACAAAAUGUACAAACCACAAUGCACCGGAGUGACCCAAGGCUGAGCAAAAUUGUGUCACCAAAAGUGAAUCCUGUUGCUCCAAUGCCAAGAGGAAGCACAUCUGAUACCCAUGGGAGUCCCAGUCAAGGAAUGAUCAGUCCUGGGGCUGUGGAGUUUCCCAGUUCAAAAUUGUCUCCCAUUUCACAUCCUUCACCACAGCAAAUACCAGUUGUGGCUCCCCCUGGGACACCACCACAAACUAAGGCAUCCCAUAUACCUCCACCUCCUAUUGUCCAGCUUCCAGAGCCUCCUAUACCAUCUCGAGUUACCACUAUCCCAGAGUCUUUUGAUGGUGGAUUCUUCUUCAAACCACCAUCAUCAAGUCUCCUGCAGCUUGACAAAGUCAAAAAGGUCUUUGAAGAGCAGAAUGUAGCUCAAGAAAUCCAACAGCGAGCUAAAGAAGCCAUCAAAAGGCAUUUAUUAGUGAGAAGUCGCACAGAAAGCAAGAAAACACAAAGUUUAAAGGCAGGAAAGAUUGAAGUGAAACAAACUGGGAAGGACUUGGAGAAAGAAGUGGCUGAAUCAGCAGAGGACAUGAAGCAGUUGUUAGAAAGCAGUCUAGAACCCAAACUUACAGCAAAGAAAAAGGUGGAACAGCUUAAAAAGAAAGAGAAAGGUAAACAUGAGGUAAAAGAAAAGUACCGGAUGAAGGAAAAAGGACUUGGAGAAAAGCUUAAGGCAAAGGGAAAAUAUGAAAUCAUGCAGAAGGACAAAGUUGGUUCAGUGGAACCAGGGGUAAAUAAGAAAAUUCAAGAACCUGAAACUUCUCAAACAGAAUCUUUAUUAAAACUAAAAAUUUCAGAACCUGAGACCUUUAAAUUGGACAGUUUGGAAGACAUUGCUCGCAUGAGAAAAAUAACGGAGGAAGAGAUCAAAAGAGAAAGUGAGAGGCAAGAGUCAAUGGAUGAUAUGGACUUGGAUGAUGACCCACUUGAGAAAAUUAAUCGUAGGAAUAGCAAAGAUGAAGAUCCAGCUGAGAAAAUUAGUAUAAAGAAUAACAAAAACCCAGCAGAGAAGCCAGAAAGCAAAGAUGAAGAGCCAGUGGACAAAGUUUCUAAGAAGAGCAAGAAAAGACCAAAGGAGAGGGAUGCUUUAGAUGAAGUGAAAGACCUAUCAGACACUGACGAACUCCUGUCAAAGAAAGCCAAAAUUGACACAGCAAGUGACAUGAAAGAUUUCUUGAAUUUAUCUCUAAAUGAAAAUGAUCCAUCUUUAGAGUCAACACCUCUAAGGGUAGAUUUAGUGCCUAAAAAGAGAUUAGAAAAGAGGAUAGUUGAUGGGAAAAUGGAAAAGGAUAAGAAGGCCAAAACUCAAUAUUACAACAUUUGUGAAGAAAUAAGUGGGAUAGCAGGAGAGAGAGUGAAAAUUGAAAAUGUAAUUGAAGGCGAAAAGCCUACUAGAACAGUAGAAAUAAACGAUCCUUCCUACAAUGACAUUAGUGCCAUUGAGAAAUCCAAAUCUUUUUCAAAUGUUAAAGGAAGUGUAACAAAGCUAAAGUUGGAUGAUAAUCCAGAAGGGUUGGUGUCGGAGAAAGGUACCAGUGCAAUAAGGAAGGACCAGAAACCAAAUACUUCAAGCAAAUCAGAUUCUGGAAAGAUGGAAGGAGAAACUGCAGAUCAGUCUGGAAGAUGGGAUAAUCCACUAAAGAAGAAAAAGAGAACAGACAGCGAGUCUGAUGGUGAAAGAAAAAUAGAAAACAAGAAAGGCAAGAUCAUAAUAAUAAAAGAGAUUAGAAUGAUUCGAGUGAGUUCUGAUGGCAGCGAGAUCAAGUCCCCUGACAAAGAACCAGAGACCAAAGAGAAGCUGACAGAGAGUCCUGAAAGCCCUGUACAUACUCCUGUAGAGGAGGAUCUAAAAGUGGUGGAUCUACAAGAGGUGGAUCCGAAAGUGGUGAAAAUCAAGAUGGAGGAGCCAGAAGAGAGAGAACAAAAGAAGGAAUACAGAAGAGAGAAAGAAAGUGUGAAACAAAAAGAAAAAGAUUACAGACAAAAGGAAGACAAAAGUAAGAGAAGGGAUUGGGAGGAAAGAAGAGAUGACAAUAGGAGGAAAGACAAGAAUGAAAGAAAAGAGAAAUCAAAAGGAAGAGAGGGAGGCAAGGAGAAAGAAAAAUCAUCUGAUUUGAAGAGCAGAAAAAAGGCAGAGGAUUCCAGAAAACACCUUGUCCUCUACAGUGACACAGAAAGUGAGAGUUCACGAAGCCAUUCAUCAUCAAUGAGAAGUCGGCGGUCCGAAACACCAAACUCUGAUGAUGGAAAGGACUCGGUACCUCGUUACACUAGAAUUUAUCCAGAUUUCAAACCGGGAAGACCAAAGCUCCCAAAGGCAGCCUCUAGCACAAAGACAGCCUCUAGUAGUCAGGGUCGACAAGAACCAGCUCGUAAGCCUGGAGACCAAAGACGUGGCAAUCUGUUCCACAAAUCCAAGCAUCAACAGGACAGCAAAGCAUAUCCAUAUAAGACGGGAAAGGCAGGCAUAAGCAAAAUGACUGACAUUCAAGUCAAGGGCAAAGUCAGAUCUCUGGUCCAAAGUAGAAAGGAUUUUAGGGCUCACCAAGCUAUUAUAGAAGGCAUUAUUACAAGCGCUAAAGUACCACUAAAGAAAAUACCAAAAAUUAAGAAGAAGCCAAUCACCACCUCUACCUCUUCACCAAAACAUGAAUCAACUCUAUCAUCACAGGAAUUAAAGACAGAUAAAGAAUUAAACCUAAAGGGGACAGAAACACAACAGGAGGAGAGCAGAGAGACCACUGCUACUGAUGAAACUGAGGAAGAGGAGCAUUCAAUGGAGAUUGAUAAUGCCGAGUUAAAUGGAGAAGCAGAGUUUGUUCUUAUGAAGGAAGAGGAGGUUAAUUCUUUGGAAGUGGGUAAACAGGCUAUGACAACUGAAACUAAAAAUGAAAGUAGUAUGAAUGAUGGGCAUCUUCGAAAGACUCCACCAUUAGAAAAUACUAUGACUGUAUUUUCUGAAAUUCCCCAAGAAACUUCCUCUGUAGGAAGAAGUUCAACAAUUUUAUCACUUGGAGAAAGUGUUACAAUAUCCUCUGAAAUUCCUGCAGAAGCUAAAGAGACUUCCUCAUCAGGAGAAAAUAUAUCAGAUUCCUCAAAAAUUACAAAUGAAAAGUUUACAGCAGCCAAUAAUGAAUCUGUUUUGUCAAAAUCUGUAAUGGUUAUUGGUCAUCCAAAGACAGCAGAUCGUACUGAAGAGGAUUUCUCCUCUGAGCAGUCAGAAGAAGUACCUUUGUCAACUAAACUAGGGAAGGAGAACGAAUCCCAAGAGCUCGAUGAAGAAAAACACUCAACAGAGAUCGAGACAAAGGAUGAACAAUGCUCAACUGAGUUUGGGUCAAAGGAAACAAACUUUCAGCAGGAUUCAGUUGAUAAAACAGUGAAUCCAGGUAUCAAAAAGACAACUUUUAAGAAAAAGUCUAGGAAGAUGGAAACAGACUUGCGUAAUGUAAUGAACAGCUUCAUUUCAAUACAGAGUGGAAAAGUUACAGAGAAGUCGGUUGACAUCUGUUCUGAACAGAAACAAUUAGGAGCCAAUAUGUUGCAGCCGGAAAUACUGGGAUGUGAUGAAAAUUCCAAAGAAAGCAGAACUGAUGAGGCACAUCAGCAGCUGGAGGACCUGCUGGAUCUAGAGAUUGGCCGCAAUGUUCAUACAGUGGAAGAAGCACAUUACGCAACAUCUGAGCAAAAUCUUGUUUCAGGAAUCACAAAAUCAGCUGGAUCAUUGGGAAAUCUUUCUUUAACACUAACAGUGGACAAAUCUGCCAGUCGUCAAAUUUCACAAAGCAACGAUUCUAAAAAUGCCAUGAGUUCUUCAAGUACAGCUUCAGCUUCAAAUCAGAAAGAUAAAAACAAAGACGAGGAUUUUUUAUCAUCUCAUACCAAGUCAAAAAUGUUCAGUGCCAUUUUCAAUGAAACUAUCCACCCCCGUCUGGAUGCAGAUAUUGCUUGUGGUCAGAGGAAUGAUGAACAAUCUGGAGGUGAAGAUGACUUUGAACCAGAUCCAGACAGGGUUGUUCAGGUUCCACCUGAUGACCAGGGUUUUAAGAUUACAGUCACCAAUGAUAUUCCAGUAUGUUCCAAGUUCCAGUGGAUUUCUAAAGAACAGCUUAUUAAGGACAGUAUCCAUGGAAAACAUAACUCUCCGUUGAGUUUGAAGGAUGUUUACUUGAUAAAUGCUGUCAGUGCUGUAGUACACAAGAGUUUACCACAGACGGGAACACAUCAUAGGACUAUUUCAUCUGGUCAGCAGUCUGAUGAUAGUGAAACUCUGGAUAACAGAGGUCGAAAUGGUGAUACCUCACUUGAUGAUGAGAACGUAUUAAAUAACUUUGAGGAGGAAACAUUCAAGCUCGAGAAAUCACCAGAUAAGUAUGAAUACUUGGCUGAAAGACAAGAGAGGCCAGAGAAUGAAUCAGGAAUUGUAAAAUCAGAAAUGGAGAGAAUUUUGAAUAUGGUUAAGUUCCAGCUGGAGGAAAGUAAUGAUGGAACCUCAGUCAGUUCACUGUCGUCUUCUCAAACUUCAUUUAAAUCACUGUCUGCCUCACAAAAUUCUCAGGACAAUUUUGAAAAAGUCCUUUCUGAUCAGCUGAAUUCCAUCUCACAAGGACUUGACCUUCUAAUGCAGUGUAAUAGCAAUUCUCUUAGUUUUAUCAGUCCCGAUGAGGGAAAGGAAUUAAAUAAUGUCAUAGAGAACACUAUGAAAACACUCGAAGCAUCAAUGCAAGAACAAAGUGCGGAUUCUGAUAAGAAAGAAAGCUCUGAAUCUAAAACCUCUGAAGCGGAAACAACCAAAGAUAAAUCUAGACUGCAGAAGAGGCCAGAUGUGAAGAAUCAGAGUCCAUCCAGUAAAGAAUCUUCACCCAAAGUGCAUUUUGACAGCAAUACAACAAGUGUUUCAGAAGUUAACACAAAUCAGCCUACUGAUGAGACAGCAUUUUGGUCCAAAAUAUUGGGAUUUUCUUCCCAAGAAAAUAAAAUUCUUCCCACGUUUUCAACACCUCCAAAGAAAGAAGAAAAACUGAAUAAAGAUUCUGAGGAGAGUGAACUCAAAGAAAAUGUCAUUAUUAUAUCUGAUUCUCCAGAUUCCAAUCAAAAAGGGAAAAAUGCUGAGGCAGGAAGUUCUGAAAAACUAGAGGAUAGUACCAUAAUGAUAAUGGACUCCUCUCCAGAAUCAAAUCAGAAAGAUGGGAGCAGUGGACACAAGGGUCUUGAGAAUAGGAUAAGGGACAAAGAUAAUGACGGAACUGAGGAAAGUUUAAGUUCUGAAGUGGAAGGGUUGUCUUCUGAGAUGUCAACAGUGUCCCCAGCUAGGGUUGAAAAUGACAAGGAAGUACCAAAAGUUCGUAAAGCUUUUAUUUCACCCAUAAGAUUUCCAGAUCAGACUGAAAAUACCAAGAAUAAGGAAUUGAAGAAUGAUGAGAAUACUACCACAAGCAGGAACAUCAUUGAUGAUAAUAACAAUGCUAAAACAUCAAACAAUAUAGAGACGAAUUCAAAGAUAAAGAAUGAAUCAGAAACUAAAAAUAAAGUUCCAGAAAUUAAGAUAGAGCCUGCAAAUGCUGAAAGCAAGAAAGUGGAACAAAAUGUGACAAUAAAAUUGGAAAAGGCGCCUCUUCUGAAUCUGGGUCUGACAGAUGCCAGUAGACUACGGGAGAAAACCCCACCUAUCGGUGUCUCUAUGUCAACAAAAAGAGUUUCUCCACAAGAAAAGACUCUAACUGUCAUUAUUCCCGAGAAUAAGAAAAAGCUGACUGCACAAAGACAGUCCCCAACAGUGUCAGUCAAGACAGAGACUAAAAGGAAUGAUUCUCCACGGCAUUCCCCAGCAUUAAGGAAUGAAGAGGAGAAUGUGAGAGGGGUAUCCCCUGUUACGGAGACAAGAACAGUACAGUUUAAAAGCAUAGAAAAGAAGGAUGUUUUCUCAAGGCUAUCUCCACAAAUAAGAGAUGAGGAAAAGAAAGAAAAAAGUGUUUCUCUUGGUAGUGAAGUUGAGACUACUCUACCUGAUCAAGAGGAAGUUCAGUCAACAAUUAAAGUGGAGAAAGCUGCAGAGACGCAAGCAGGGAAGGAUGAUAUGGUUGUGGUUACAGUCAACAAGGAGAAUCCAAGGUCAAGCAAAUCCAGGUCAAGGUCACCAGUUACAAGAGGAAUUCCGUCAAGUUACAAACCACCUCCCUCCUCUGCUAAUGCUGAACCAAUGUCAAAGGCAGGACCAAUAAGAAAUGAGGUCAAGGCCAAGAGGGAUGAACGUCAGUAUCACCCAUACAGGAAAGAAAAAGCCAAGAAAAAGAACACAUGGUCUUUUGACAUUGCAUACGACUCACUAAGGGAGUUGAUGCAUGAUUUGACGGUUUGUUCCUACAAAAAACAGAAGCACAAAGCAAGGCAUAGGAGGACAAAUUCCAGAUUUGCCAACUACACCUUUGUAAGGUCAAAAGUACCAGACUCCUUGCCUGGAGGCAUUAGCAAUGCUGAUGAGGAGGUUAUAGAUGAUGAUUUCAAUGAGAAUGCUAUCCCUGAUUUUGAGGAGAGGAAGAGGAAAGCUGACUUGGUAGAUGAACUGACAAUGAGGGAACAAGAAGAGGGAGACUAUACAACAGAAAGAGCAGUUUACAUCAUGGAGGAACAGGAGCAGCCUGAUCAGGAAGAAGAGAAGAAUGAGGAGGCAGAGAAGAAGAGGAUCCCUAAAAUGCUGGCUAAUCUCCCUGUGAGAACUGUAACAACUUCAUCACCAGGUAUCCCAGGUAAAGAAUGCAAACCAGACAUAAGCAAGAUGGAUACCAAGCCUGUAUUAACGGAUGUUAGACGAUCAGAUACCAGGUCCAUUAUUUUUAAGUCGGAAGGUUCAUCAGAAAUGAGGAAGGUAGAGACUGUGGAGAAAACGCCUUCAGAGGAUGACAGAGCUGAUGAUUCAGAUCCAAAGAUAAAUUCAGAUGAGGAAAUCAAAUCGGAAAUUAAAGAACAAGUCAGUAAUAAGGAGGAAAAACUGAAUUCAACCAUGUUGGAGAUUAAAAGUGAAACCAUGGAAGUGGAAGAUAAUGACAGUGAAAAUUUUAGGGUUAACUUUGUAAAUUCAUAUAAUGAAGCCCCGGAUGAUGAGGGGGAGACAGAAAUGGAGGGUUUUAACGACUGGAUUGUGAUUGAUGAAGCUCCAGAUAUAGAAGAAUUAGAUGUAAUAUCUGAAGUUCCUGCUGAUGCAAGGGAAAACACAGCAGAUGUUCUCAUUGAUGUGGGGGAAAAUACUGCAGAUGUUCCAACUGUUGUGGAGGAAAAAGACACAGAUAUUCCCACUGAUGUUGGGGAAGUUCCCAUUGACGUAGGGAAAAAAGAUGCAGAUUUUAAACAAAUUUGUGAAAGUAGUGCAAAUUGUAGUGUAGACAUAGACCAUGAUAUAACUAUUGAUUCAAAAGAGAAAUUUGAUAUGCUAUGUAUAAAAUACACCACUGAACAAACCAAUGCACACAAUGUAGAAGAAAGAAUUUAUCCUGAUAUAAAUGAUUCUGAGGCUUGUUCAGAGAAUUCUAGAGGAAAUCAGAGUAGGACAACAGACCUUAAUACCAGUCUGAACAGAACAGUAUCAGAUGUUCAGGAUAUGAGUAUCUCGGAAGACGAAGCCAUUUCUAAACAGAACAAGGAAAAUGACCAGUACAUCCCUGUUAUUCAUCUACUGGGUGUAAAAGGAAAUACCUUCUGGUGCAAAAAUAAAAGUAGUGUGGGUAAUGAAAAAGAAGUACUAAGCAAGGAUGGGGGGUAUACAAAUGACACAAUGGAAGUCAAAGAAUGUGUUGCUAUUAGUCCAGUGAAAUUUAAAUCUCCAGAUGACUUUAAAAAGAUUGAGGAGAAAGUGCCACCAAUUUCUGAAAAAUAUGAUCCAAAAGGAAAGGACUUUGGAAAUUGUGAAGACAAUUGUAUUACUGAAAAUCUGAGCGACUGUGACAAUAGAGUUAAUGAGGAUGAACUUCCAGCAAAGCCAGAAAAGGGAGAAAAUGGUCAGAAUCAAAUAGAGGUUGAACCUACAGCAAAACCAGCAAAGGGAGAAAAUGGCCAGAGUCAAAUAGAGGGUGAACCUACAGCAAAACCAGAAAAGGGAGAAAAUAGUCAGAAUCAAAGAGAGGAUGAACCUACAGAAAAGGGAGAAAAUGGUCAGAAUCAAGGAGAGGGUGAACCUACAACAAAGCCAGCAAAGGAAGAAAAUGGCCAGAGUCAAAUAGAGGGUGAUCUAAAAAAUGAAUCCAGAAAGGAAGAAAUGGUGAACAGUGUUUUAGCAUUGCCAUUGUCAGUAUCCACAAACCCUGCAAAAUCAGCUUCUGAAACGUCUAAAACUGAAGAACACACUUGUAUGUUCACUGAAACAGAGAAUGAGAACAAGUAUACUUAUUGUGAAAAACUUGCUUCUUCAAAUGUACACAUUAGAGACAGUAAAACAGAAAUCAACAAUGUAUGUAAUGGGCAUGCUGAGAACAACAUGCUUGAAAAUGUUAAAAAUAUGGUUGACAGUGGAGAUGAGUCUGAAAACCCUGUUCCUUCCAAUUUACACACAACAGAAAUGGACAGUUUACCUAUUGAGGAUGCAGAGACCAACAUUCUUGAAAAUGUUAAAGAAAUAGUUAACAGUAGAGAUGGGUCGGAAGAAAAGUCCAGAUUAUUCACAGCAAAUGUAAGAAACAAUGCUGACAAUUCUAGAAGUGAAGAAAAACUAGAACAAGAUAAAGAAUACUUAAAUUCAGAUUCAAAAGUUAAUAGGGAGUCUGAAACCAAUUCUUCAAUGUUUAAUAUUACAAGUACUCCAAAUAAGAUAACGAUUUUUUCUCAACCUGGUUCCUCUGGCAGUUCUAACAACAUUCAAGAUUUGGCAAAUAUAAGUGUACUCUCUGAGAGUUACAAUGAAAAAGGGGAUGGCCUGAGUUUAUUGAUUGGAGCUUAUGAUCAAAGCAGUGGAGGUGAAAGUUACAAUUCAUCUACUGAUUUUCCACAGGAUCAAAAUGUUUCUCUUAGUAAUAAUACUCAAGCAAGUGAUUGUUGUCAUGAUGGAGUUGGAAGUGAUAAAGUUUUGGAAGCAGAAGAAAAAAUGGAAAAAUAUGAUGAGGUUAAGCUGGAGAAAAAGGAUGAUAGUGGUUUACAUUUUCCUGCUACUGUUCAAAAUACUCUGGACAUUGUGUCUAACAAUGAAACAAGUAAAACAACUUUUGAUGAAGAAAAGAAGCAAGUAGAUCAUGCGCCAAAUACAGUAUUAGUAGAUAAAAAGAUGGAGUUAAAUUAUGAUAUUGAAAAUCCCAGAGAAGCAGAUAGUUCAUUUGAUGCAGAACAACAAUUUGAGGAUAUUAUGUCUGUAAUUGGUGAAACUGACCAUGAUAUUUACCAAGAAAUGGAUGUAGAAAAGUCAGAUCAAAUGAGAAUGCUAAAAUUUUCCAGCAGUGAAUGUGGUUUAUGUGAUGACCAGCUUUGCUUAGCUAAAGUCAAAUGUUUAACAGGACUACUCGACCCACUGGAGGAGGCCAUGUUGUCAUCUGGAAUUUUGGACAUUAAUGAUGUUCCAGUUGGAAAUGUUGUAGAAAUUGGUACUGAUGAGAGUUUCGUGAAUUCUAUCAAUUUAUUGCAACCAAACAACACUAUCAGUAUUGAGAAUGGAGAACCCAAGAUGUUACAUCCAAUUGAAUGCAAAGGAACAUUUUCUGAAGAGGGUGGCAUGAUUCAAAGAAGUUGUGUAAAUGUUCCUGAAACCAAAGCAUCUAACUUAAAUAACAACAAUUUCAAUUCUGAUGAUGAAGAUUGUGAAAAUCGUCUCGUAAUUAAUGAUGAAACAGAGGAGACAUUAAAUGAAAGCGUAAUAACCAUAGAAGAUGAUUCAGAAUCGGACCACACCUCAUCAACUGAAACUGACUACAUCUCUGAUUCUGUAGAUAGUGAGAAUGAAUUGUCUACCAGAGGAGAUGACAUGUCAAAAUUAGUCGUGUCAGAGUACUUAAGAACCAGUCAUAAAAAUGGAAGUAUUGAUUGUCUGAUUUCAGUCCCACAGAAAAUGGAGAACAGGGUGGAUUCACUUCAUAAAAGCCAUUCAGAAAAAAUUCUGGAAUCAAUUUGGCAUAAUACACCAGAGAAAUCCUCAAGGUUGUAUAACACAACAGGUUCUCUUACAAAGUCAUCCAUCAAUUCUAACACCCCUUUAGAAAUCAAAGAAGAAACUAGGAGUAAAACAUCAAAAAUCAGAAAUCAAAGUCUAGUAAAGCCUCUUAUUGUGGAAAAUAAAGAUACUCCUUUACCAAUCCCUGUGCGUUGCCCAUCUCCAAGUUUGUGUUCAGUGCCAUUAAUGAACCAACUUAUGCUUUCAAACAUUUCUUUACCUAGUCAGCAAUGUGCCAUGCUACCUUCACAGCAAGUCCCUUUGAACCCCAUACCCCUGCUGUAUGCUAUUCCUCAAUUUCAACCAUUCUCAAACAUCUCUAGUACAUUACCAACACUUCCCCUUUUGCCAUUUCCAAAUAUUUCAGUUGUACCUCAAGUAAAUCCAUUUAUGCCGAUACAGUCACUUUCUGCAUUUUCACCUGCACCUGCAUUUGAGCUCACAAAUGAUAAGUUUGAAGCUUUUAGAAGAAUGAAUAAUUCUGGAAGAGCUGAGUCGCGUUUUCAAAGUCCUAUUCUUGGAUCGUUACCGAUGUUUGGAAGCAGGAAUGUUGCACAAUCGCCAGUACAUUAUCCUUCUCUGACUCAAAGACCGUCUCAAAUUUUAUUCAACAGAAAUGUCACACCAGAAAGAACUACAGUUAUUGAAAAUGAGAGAACCACUCCAGAUUUUCUUCAGAAGGAACAGUCACCUUUAUUGCCACCAAUAUCUUCCUUUACUCAAAGAAAGGUAGCAGAAAUUGAUUGUGCAAAGAGUACUUGUGUAUCUCCCAGCUUCCCUUCAUAUACAGGAAAUAUGGCUCCAAGUCAUUUAAAUCAUCCAGUGAGAUUGCCAUAUUCUUGUUCUUCAUCUAGCUCAUUAAUACCUACUCAUGAUUUUCCCAGGUCCUCUGCUCAGAAAUCCUACCUGCCUGAUUAUGUUAAUUCAUCAGUAAAUAUGGCUUUACAUUGUGAGUCAAGUACAGACUCGCAAAAGAUAAAUAAUCAGAGAAAGAAUAAAGACCACAAGCAGACAAAAAGUAGAAAAGUAAAAACCAAAAAGCAAACGAAUAACGUAUCUGAGAAUUUAUACCAAGGCCAUGAGAGUGUUCAAAAGGAUUUUAUGACUAGAAAAGAUGGAUUAUGUUCAGGAAGAAUUCCAGUGGGGCAUGUGAAGCCCAUGUCUUUCAGUGACCGAAAUCACAGCGACAAUCAAACAGACUAGUCAGGUUUACAGAUGUCUAAAGAA
This is a messenger RNA of Saccostrea echinata, 13852 nucleotides long. RefSeq lists its product as uncharacterized. Gene Ontology annotation, biological process: negative regulation of gene expression, epigenetic. NCBI's taxonomy places the organism in Eukaryota, Metazoa, Mollusca, Bivalvia, Ostreida, Ostreidae. The transcript has 22 exons. Bases 56 to 13828 code for a protein of 4590 amino acids. Gene Ontology annotation, cellular component: nucleoplasm. The record is from RefSeq and is a predicted model, not a curated record.